Molecule: messenger RNA, 2232 nt
Organism: Zymoseptoria tritici IPO323
Lineage: Eukaryota; Fungi; Ascomycota; Dothideomycetes; Mycosphaerellales; Mycosphaerellaceae
Exons: 8
Coding region: 1-2232 (743 amino acids)
Biological process (GO): regulation of DNA-templated transcription; DNA-templated transcription
Cellular component (GO): nucleus
Molecular function (GO): DNA binding; DNA-binding transcription factor activity, RNA polymerase II-specific; zinc ion binding
Source: RefSeq, a predicted model, not a curated record
AUGGCCGAAGGCGAUGGCCGUUCAAGGUCGCCGCCCAGCAAAGCCGACAAAGACGACCGAUCUAAGGAGCAAAGAACAAGUCGAGCUUGCCUCAAUUGCCGUGCGCGGAAAAGCGCUUGCCAUCUACCUGUCGUUGACGGAAUUGUGACAACACCCUGCGAGCGCUGUAAAGCCUCAGGUGCUGAAUGCGUAAUCGGCUCCAGCAAUCGUGGAGGUCGGCGUGUACGAAAGCGAACCGCCACAAAUGCCGGUCUGGACGCUCAUACAGACUCCGGACAUGCUACCGGCAAUCUUGACAUAACCUCCCUCAAUACCAGCAACAGCAGACCGGGCGAUGACGCGCGAGACAGAACGGAGACUCCCUCGCGGUCAGCGUGGCUCACAGGCUACUCGAGUAACUCCAACAACAUCGCCUUCAACGAUCUGCAGAACCCAAGCGAUGCUCUCGGAAUUCUAGCGCAAAUCGCAGAUCAGGGCGAGAGUACGCUCGUGCACUUCCACGGUAUUUUACGUCCACGGCUGACGUCGACAGGAACACAAUCUUUCAAUGCUCCGCUGACCGUGGGUAAUUACGGUCAACCUCAGCUCGACUACGCUCUGAUCAGAGAUGGCCGCCUUGCGAUGUCGAAAAUUAUCGAGCUGUUGCAAAUAUAUAAGCAUUACUACCACCCGUUCUUCCCUCUGGUACCCUCGGCGACAUUGGAAGCAAGCAACCUGCCCACAACGGCUCGAGACGAACAGCACCUUCUGACUGCUGUAUUGGUCAUUGCGUCGCGAGACUUAAUCGAUGAACCUCAUGUGUUCAUGGCCUGCAGCGAGUACAUGAGAACACUAGUCUCGGCGCUUGCUGCAGGAGGGCCUGGGAACGUUGAGGCGGUCGAGGCUCUCUUAGUACUCGCCGAGUGGACGCCGUACACGUCGCGCUCUGACGCUGGACAUGUCGGACGCGGAGAAGAGGAUCGCGAGGCGUGGAUGCAUGUCGGUACCGCACUACGCAUCGGCUACUUUCUCGGGCUCGACCGAUACUCCUUUCAUGUCCGAGGCGACGACGCAAAGGAUCCCCAGUGGCAGCGCAAGCGGCUAGUAUGGGCUGCAUGUUACAUCAGCGACCGGCAGAUAUCGAUUCGCCUGGGUCGUGCUUUCUGGUCUAGAGGACCUGGUCCAUUGACAACACUGUCAAAGGCAGAUUUUCCAAUGCUCGCUGCGACCUCACCGGGCGAAGAGGACUACGCAAGCAUCUUUCAAGCGACCCUCGAACUGACGCUCCUUUUCUCCAAUGUACACGAUGUAUUGUACUCAAACCCUGGCAACAGCAUGCGAAACCAUCUUGCUGGCGGCUACAUCAAGUACAUCGAUGACUUCAGAAGCGCGAUAUAUGGCUGGAAGAGCGUAUGGGGCACACUGACCUGCUCACCGCACCUCAAAGCCACUCUGCUGAUGUCGUAUGACUAUCUCCGGCUCUACACUAAUGCGUUUGCCUUCCACGCAACGGUCAAGCGUGCUUUGCCGCAAGGGCAGCAAGGCCAGGAAACUCCAAAAUCAAGCCAUGCUGCGCCUGGACGAGUCUUUUAUAAUAAUGUCGGAGCUGUUGGCGACGCACGUUUCAUCUACGAAGGCCUCGAUGCGGCCAAGAGCCUUCUCAGUAUGGUCAACACUUUCGUCGAUCCCGAGAAGUCUUUGAGAUUCAUGCCGCUGCGAUACUAUCUCUAUGCGAUUUACUCUGGUGUUUUCCUGUACCGAGCGAGAUGUGUCGGUGUCUUAGCGUCGGACGAGGAACAGUCCGUGAGAAGGAUGAUCAAAGAGACUGUUUCUAGACUGGAACGAUCCGGCAUAGGCACCCAGCACCCUGGCAGCCGCUACGCCCAACUGCUCAAACUUCUAUGGGAGAAGGUUGAGCGCAAAGAGCGCCGACCCUCCAAGCCCUCCACCGCAAGCCUCCACAAUCCUUACCGUCCAAAUAGCAUAGGCGGUGCUGGUGCCAGUAGCGGACGUCGUCCAUCCAGUUCGGCCGCCUCUGCCGCCAUCACGCCCAAUUCGCCGAGCACGACGGAGGUCAUGGGUGACUUCUCCUGGACGGACCUUGAUGCGAUUGGGAAUUUUGCGGUCAACGGAAAUGGAGGCUUGAUUAAUGACGCGGAGUGGUGGUCUGGGUUUCUGCCGGCUGAUUCUGGCAAUUUUCUGUUCGAUGCGACGCAGGGUAUGGAUGACUGGAAUCUCGCCGGACUACAAUAG